Molecule: messenger RNA, 2058 nt
Organism: Cryphonectria parasitica EP155
Lineage: Eukaryota; Fungi; Ascomycota; Sordariomycetes; Diaporthales; Cryphonectriaceae
Exons: 2
Coding region: 1-2058 (685 amino acids)
Source: RefSeq, a predicted model, not a curated record
AUGGCUUCUGGUAUCCAAGGAUACAACACCUUGCAGAAGACGGCAGUGACUCGCCAACACGUGGUGAUCUAUGAUCUUUACGGCUUGCUUGGUGUUCCUCCCAAUGUCGACCAGGCUGGCAUCCACGAUGCCUAUGAAGGUAUCAUCAAGAAGCUUCAGCCUGCUCAUCCCAGCAAUGCUACCCAGAGAACAAUGUUGACUAACGCACUCCCCGUCCUCCCUCUCUCUCGACAGAUCAACGCAGCCUACGGUGUCCUGACCAACCCUCACAAGCGCGCCCAGUACGACCGCGACCGUCUCGAGUACCUCUACGCCCACUUCGCCACCCACGACGACUUCUCCAACCUCAGCGGCACCGACACCAGCGCCGACGUCCAUGACGAACAGAUCCAGGGUUACGCAGCAGCCCUGGCCUCACGCGUGUGCGACCCGCUGGCAGAGAAGAAGGCGCUGAUCCAUGCGCGCAUCGCACGCACGCGUGCCGACCUCGACGACUUCAACGACAAGUCGCUGCGCCACCGCCAGGACUGGGCCACGAGCCCCAACCAGAUCCUACGCAUGGCAGGCAACGCGCUGCGCGAGAUUGUGGUGUGUGCCGAGGGCGAUCUCUGCAUGCUGGAGGACGAGCUGGGUCGGCUCGAGGGCAUCCUGGACCCCAAGGACCAGGACGGCCCCGCUGGUCGUGUCGCCAGUGGCACGUACGGCAGCGACAUCGAGGCUGCUGCUGCUAUUGCCGCGCAGCGCUUUGUCGGCAAGCUUGGGGUCAGUAAGAAUGUGCAGGCUCUGAACUCGCGCAUCCCCAGCAUCCCUCGCUCGCCCACCGUCGCGCUCAAGCCGCGGUCUGCCUCCAAACUUGGCGUCGUGGGUGAGGACAGCGGCGGCCGUGGCGACUUGUCUUCUGAGAGCGAGAGUGAGGGCCAGGCUGAGAAAUUGGUCGAGGACCGCAUCAAGAACUUUCUGCUUGGCCCCAUGGGUGCAGGCCAUGGGCAAGGAGGUGGAGGAGGAGCCGACAUGGCGGAGAAGGCCAGUGCUGUCUCCACGAUCCUCACGCAGAACAUGGACCAUGAGCACCAUCUGCUUUCCCGUUCGUACGAUCACGUCCACGACCAGCGCGACAUCAUCGGUAGCCUGGCUCCUCACAUGAAGAAAUCCACACCCAACAAGGACUCUCCUUCCCCCUCGACCCUCCUCCGCUUGAUACCGCCCCAGAAAGGCGAUGGUAUGGGCCUGGUCGAGUGGCAGACUCUUCACGGGCCUCGCAACCCCGAGGUGGCGCCUGAGAAUGACCCUUUCUGGAAGACCCUCACCUUCCAGCCCUUCACGUCCGCCACUGCCGAGGAGCAGAAGAAGAACAAGACCCACGAGACUAACAACACCAACAAGCUCGGCGCCUAUCCCAACUACGCCAUUCAUAACAUGCCCACCACCAUGAUGCCCGACUUUGGCAUGCAGGCUGCUACUGCUCCUCCCCAGGACAGCACCAUCUCUCCCGAGUUCAAGCGUCCGAACCGCCCCUGGCGCACCAGCACGCCUCCACCCAAGUUCGCCGACGGCUUGUGGGCCCAGCAAGACUUGGUCAAGCCCUCGGACAGCUACGGCUUCCACGUCGCUCAGCCGGGCGAGCGGGCCACCACCGGCCUGACGCCUGGCGGUCGUGGCCUGGCGAGCCUGGAGCGGAGCGAGGGGAUCAAGGAGUUCCAGCUGCGCGUGUGGACGGCUGCGAAAGAAGCACAGGCACUCGAGGCCAUGGCCAAGAGAGCGGCAGCUGUGGCGGCACGCCCCGUAGAGACACCUCAGCCAGAGCGCGCCGACGGUUCAUCCAAGGCGCAGCAGGACAAGAAGAACAACAAGGACGGCGACAACAACAACAAGGACAGCAGUUAUUUCUCUGCUGAUACUCUGGCUGCUGCCGCUGCUACUGCGGCUGCUAUGGCUCGUGGAGAGGUAGGUAGUGCUGCUGACGGUGCGCACGAGGUCUUCCGUCGUGUCAAGAGCGCGAGGUUUACUGCCUCAGAUGGCCACACCUUCAAGAAGCAGCUUGACGAUCCUUUCACCUGA